AUGCCUCCACAGCCUCGUCCAGAGCAUGUGUACCCUAUCCCAGAGCCAUUAUUUUUUCACACAGAGGUGGCGGGUACCUCAGACAUACCGCAGGCGGACUACUGGGAAAGACAACAUUACGGGUCAACCUCCGGGGCGACACCCCAAGCAUCAUAUCCACAGUUUCAGGUCCCGCCUGCGUCGAUGCCGUACGUUGACUCAUUUUUUGGAGAUACGACCUUUACGACCACUCAGGAUCCACCAGGGCCAUCUGAGUCACAGGUCCCCCCGGCGCCGAUGCCGUAUAGUGACUCAUCUUUUAGACAUACGACAUUUGCCAACACUCGAGAUCCUUUUGCGCCAUCUGAUUCACAGGUUCGCCAGCCGCCGAUUCCGUCUUUCCAUUCAUAUCUGGGAGAGAUGGGAUAUACUCCACUAGGUACGCCGGCUCAACCAGAGUCAGAUCAGUCAUGGCCUGCACCGCCGACGCAUUCAGAUGUCCCAUGGCGUACGUCGACAGAGUCGGAUUUCAUUGAACAGUUGUUCUACUAUCCCGCCGCACCUACUGUAGGACAGGCGUCAUCGUCACAUCAGGUACCACCUUCUGGGUCGCCUCAGGCUCAAGAUCCUUCGCAAAUGUAUUUCUCGAUUACGGAGCCGUGGUGCUCUGGUGCAGAUCUGUCUGCUGAUCCGUUUUCCGGUGAUCGGUUUCAGCAUUUUACGCCUCCUGGUUUUACCCUGUAUCCGAACAUCACCUCGCAGGAUCUGCGAGACACUACUCCAGCUCCAGUUAUAGAACAGCCACACCAGUCUGCAGACGAAGACAGUGACGAUUCAGAAGACAACGACGAUUCUGAUAACAGUGACGAGGGUGACGGUGGCGACUAUAACCCUGUGACUGAUACCUCACGUCACCGACGCACUCAGCAGGGUUAUGACAUGAGAACCCGCAUGCGGAAACCGGCUCGAUAUCGUGACUAG
Messenger RNA from Mercurialis annua (annual mercury), 960 nucleotides. Its product is annotated as pollen-specific leucine-rich repeat extensin-like protein 2. NCBI's taxonomy places the organism in Eukaryota, Viridiplantae, Streptophyta, Magnoliopsida, Malpighiales, Euphorbiaceae. The transcript is spliced from 4 exons. The coding region runs from base 1 to 960 and encodes 319 amino acids. The record is from RefSeq and is a predicted model, not a curated record.